CCUCACGCACAUGCGCUCUGCACCUCACAUUUUUCCAAGAUGGCGUUAGGAGAAGCAUGACUAGCAAGCUUUAACCUGCAAACAUGGCACGCGUUCAGACGGACCAGUUGACUUUUGGGGACUUCACGACUGGCCUGAGUCCAGAAGAACACAGCCGAGUGUGUGGUAUCCUCAGGGCACAGUCACCCAACAAGAGAGUGGAGUUGCCCUGGGAAGAGCAGCACAGAAUCCUGGUGGCCACCGCCCCUGCACCCACAGCCAUCCCCGAGGUUUCAGCAGUAGAGGACCAAGUCGCCCAUGCGCCUGCGCCAGGCUAUGUAGACUCCGCCCCAGCUUCCCUGCAGCAGCAGGAUUACGUCCAGAUCUCCGCCAACCACCGCGUGGAUUCAUCGUCAGAGUCCAGCUACAUAUCGAGUUCCGACAAACAGGGAUAUUACCGGAGCCCCUCAGACUCUGUCGCUAGCAGCGAGUCGGAAUCCGUGCAAGGAAAGGACACAGUGAAAGACGAUAGCAAUGGAAAUGGUAAUGGUAAUAAUAUUAACGGAAACGCCAAACCAAAGGAGAGGAGAAACAAAAAGAAGCGCCCGCCGAACUAUUACAAGGAUCUUGAGGCAGGAUCUGCAGAGACAGUUGUUACAGAUGUUCCCGCGCCGUUACAGAGACCGGUAGAGAAUCACGUGGACGUGAGACCACAGAGAAUAUCAGAGAGCUCGGGGCGGUUGGAGCCCGUUGACGCGAGUCAUCAACAUGUGCCUGUGAAAGACGUAGCGAUCAGCAAUGUUAACGUUACUUCCCACUCUAACGACGUGCCUGCUAGCCCCCUUCAGGAACCUCCCAGGACUAUUCUAAAAACAGUUGGGGAUUCUGAGAUCAAACAUAGACCAAAUGUAGACCCCAUUGUUCCUUCUCCUAGCGUAGUGGUCGUUCCAAACGGACCCUUGUCACCGUUACCAGUGCCAGCAGACGUCGCCAAGCCCUCUGCUGAGGACACUCAUGAAGUUAGCAGUCAUUCUAACCCAGCAGGGGCAAUAAUAGAGGAAGAGGCUGGCGGAAAUGUGUCAAAUCCUUCCCAAGAGGCAACUGCAGCAACAGUUUAUUCCCACAAUGCAAUGGGAGAGAGCCAGGAAGAUGCAAAAAGUGAGGAGUCUGUCAGUCAAGGAGAUGACGGCCAAUCAGAGCAGUCUGUAAAUAAUUCAAAUCCACCUGCUGUGUCCUCUCCUCCCCCGGCCACUCCUAAAACUUGGGCUGGAUUAUUCAAAGGCUCAAGUAGUCCACAGAUGGCCCAUAAUGCCCCUCUAGCUUACGUGGCACACGUGGGGAACGACGAGACUGCGCCCGCCAGCAUCCCCACACCAGCCCAAGGCCCCACAGGUGAACCCCAAGCCAAGCUUGCUGAGAAGAUGGUUGUACCCCCAGAAGACGAUGACCACAUAAGGGGCCUUGGAGAGUACCUACUGGACCCCAAGGUAAGCCACAAGCCAGUGGCCCUGCAGCCACGUGGACUGGUCAACAAAGGCAACUGGUGUUAUAUCAAUGCCACCCUCCAGGCCAUGGUAGCCUGUCCCCCCAUGUACAACCUCAUGAAGAACACGCCCCUCCCCAGCUCGCCAAACAAGAGGGGCCCCACUGCCACACCAAUCCUGGACUGCCUAAUGGAGUUCAUGGGCGAGUUUGGAUCCAUGCCUAAUUCUCAAAAGACCAUAGCUGGUAAGAAGCCUGCCCAGGACUUGAGACCAGGAAGCCCGUUUGAGCCGACCUACGUCUACCACAUGUUGUCUCUUAUCAAGUCCACGCUGUCUUCCAAGGGUCGGCAGGAGGAUGCAGAAGAGUUCCUGUCUUGCGUGUUGAAUGGCAUCCAUGAAGAGAUGCAGGUGGCCAUGAAAAUGGCACAGAAAGAUAACCAGCCUAAGAUGAACGGUGAGCUGACACCGAAGUCUGACGGCCCUGCCUCGCCGACCCCACGAGAGGACGGAGCGGUGGAGGGAUACAUGAGGGAGCAGGAGGAGGGUGAUGAGGACGAGUGGGAGCAAGUGGGACCAAAGAACAAGUCCACUGUCACACGGACUGCAAACUUCGUCAGGACGCCGAUAUCAGACAUCUUCGGUGGCCAGCUGCGCUCCAUCUUCCACCAGCACGGCACCCGAGAGUCCGCCACACUGCAGCCUUUCUUCACACUGCAGCUGGACAUCCAGUCUGAGAAGAUCUGGACCGUGAAAGAUGCCCUGGAGGCCAUGGUGACUAAGGAGACCAUCCAUGGGUACACAUGCUCCAAGACCAAACAAGAGGUGGAAGCGUCGCGGCGGAUGAUGAUCGAGGACCUUCCCCCCGUCCUGGUCCUGCACCUCAAACGCUUCGUCUACGACAAAACGGGCGGUUCUCAGAAGGUACAGAAGAGGGUGGACUUCAACAUCGAACUGGACAUUAACAAAGAACUGCUGUCCCCUGCGGUGAAGAACAAGCUCCACCAGGGCCAGCGUACGUACCGCCUGUUCGCCGUGGUCUACCACCACGGGAAGAACGCCACGGGCGGUCACUACACCACCGACGUGUUCCACGUGGGCAUCAACGGGUGGCUCCGCUUCGACGACCAAAACGUGAAAGUGGUGACGUCCCAGCAGGUGAUGAAGUACACCCCUCCACGCGUGCCAUACCUCCUGUACUACCGCCGCUGCGACCUGAUCUGAGCCACCGCCACCUUUCAGUUCCAAAAUGCCAAAAAAGUGUUUCUUUUUUAAACGGCAUUUCACGGUCGAACUUUGGACAUUGGAGCUUGAGCCCUCCAAAAAGUACAUAGGAGUUUGAGAUCUCCAGAAAGUAUUGAGGAGCAAUGAAGCUGCUUUACGUGACUGCAGCGAAAUGACUCGAAUAGUUUGAAAGUUGACACUUUGCUCUGAACGAAGAUUGACAUUAAUGCUGCUGACCCACUAGAAUGAAGACGAGCAUCUAAUCAUAAUGCAGCUAUACGAACUAGAAGAUACAACAAGCAGGCGAGAACGAGAGACCAAGAUAUACUGGAAAGUGAUUAUUAAGUGUAAUUCCAUUGAUGAAGGAGUGUCGGUGCAUUGAAGACUUUUGUACGAGCUUGUUUGUUUUGCCUCAAAACGUAGGAUCCGGACUUUGGCUUGUAAUGGUGCACUGCUCCUUAGCAUGGAACCGUAGAGAUGUUCACAAUGGAUGUCUUUACAGUUGAUAAAUGUAGAUGCUGUACAGUAUUUGAAACCGGACUUCAUGUAAGGACGGAACUACUCUAUAGAUAAGAGAUUUUCCUUUCAACUUGCAGUUGAGUCGUCUAUGGGGCGAAUCAAAUUGUCGUAUUUAGGAAGAUCCAAUUUUCUUGGAAAAAGAAUGACACUUUGAAAGAUGAUGCCCAAAAGUUGCCACUUUUUCCAAGGACGUAGAUAUGUUCAGACAGUUGAUCAUGGGAAGGUUUCAGAGAACAGUUAGUGUAAAAGAAUGUUGGCUGUCGAAGAUUGGGGUUGCAAAAGUACUCAUUGACGGAAUAUAGUGUUCGAGCGAUAAUGAAAGACGUUAUCGUAUGCCGAAAGUUGAUUCCAGCGAGCUCCAUACUUGGGUGUAUACAAGCUAAUGUUUGUUGCAAGUUGCAGCUUUUUCUUGCCACCGAGGCAACGUUUUAACACUGCACAGAGGCAAACAUUGAAAUACUGAAACUUAGAUGCUGCCAUUGAAGGUGAACUCUUGUGUGUUGCAUUGUUGAGCAGCCAAUCAGUGAUUUAAAAGUAAGAGACCAGGCUGCCCAAGCCUUAGCAAAAAUGAGCUCCAGAGUUUGGCACACUUUUAUAUUUUGUACCAAACAGAAUGGCAAGUAAGCUUUGGAAAAUGCAUUUAGGUAAAAGACAGCAUCAGCAGAGAAAAGGCAACACUGUCCUAAGGACUAUGUUAGAUAUACAUUUUCUUUUUGUACGUGUCUAAUUCAAAAAGUGGUCACUCUGUUAAUGUGGCAAAUAUUUUGCCAGUUGUGUUUCUGAGAAUUUUCAAAGAAACUAACUGCUGAUUCGUACUGUUAAAAUGACCGAUAAGGAAUAUUGAUACAUGAAGGCCUGAGACUAGGUUGAUUGAGUUGUAUAUGCAGAAAUUUACCAUUCAGCUAGCAAUAAUUUGCUUGUAAGGAGAGAAAGGAUGAUUUCUCAGGUGUUGUCCAAAAUCUCAAAACUGCUGUGCAAUAUAAAGCCCUCCUUUUGCAUAGGAUUUUUUUUUAUCACUUUAUUCUUUUUUUUAUUGUUGAAAAUGUCAUCUGUGCCUGUCAAACCCAGUUUUGCAUUUGUGUAAUGUCCACUUUCUUGUGAUUGUCACAAGUUUUGCACUCUCCCAAAACAGCUACCAACACAAAUACAAGACAAAAAAAAUGUCAAUUUUACAUGAAAAUUGCACACCUCGUGGUCCAGGUCACGAGACAUUUUUACCUACAUUAGGAUGUUUAAAUAUCAUUCUGUGCUAGCCUAGUGGUUGGUUAGCAUUGGUUACAGGAGAAGUUUACUUGAAGUUAAUAUUGUGCAAACUUGUCUUCAGGUACAAAAUGUAUUAAACAUUAAGGUGUUGGAUAAGUUGUAUGAUGUUCAUAGAUAGUGUACUCCAUUCUUCCUUUUUUUUCUUUGAUAACCACUGAAAAUUUUGUUCUUGAUGUGUAUUUCUGUCAGCACUGUUAAUUAACGUUAUUUCUCUCACAGCCUUACCGAGUCUUUGUGUUUAAAACGAGUUCUUCCUACGUACUGCAUGUCACAAAAAGUCACGUUGCACAUGACGGCAGCUUUUGUACCUUUUUGAGAUGAACACCUGACGUUUCUGAACAAGAUGUACAGAUUCAGAGCGCCCAAAAAACCGCCGCUUACCAUUUUUUGGGAGAUAGUAUCGAAUCAGAUAAUUAUGAGACAAUGCUUGUAGAAAAAGGGCAAGUUAUAUUUGCUAUUGCAGGGCAAAGAUAAAACUGCAUUGUACAAUACGUUGACAAUGUGUAUUAGGUGACAGGGCAUCUUGUGCACAUUAACUUAGAUUUAGCAUAUGAAAAUGUUAUCAAAUGGUUGUUACGUGAUGCCCUAGGAAGGUGAAUAAAAUAGCAUUGCUUUG
Messenger RNA from Branchiostoma belcheri (Belcher's lancelet), 5082 nucleotides. Its product is annotated as ubiquitin carboxyl-terminal hydrolase 10-like. Gene Ontology annotation, cellular component: cytosol; nucleus. The transcript is spliced from 15 exons. Gene Ontology annotation, biological process: DNA damage response, signal transduction by p53 class mediator; regulation of autophagy; protein deubiquitination. NCBI's taxonomy places the organism in Eukaryota, Metazoa, Chordata, Leptocardii, Amphioxiformes, Branchiostomatidae. The coding region runs from base 84 to 2684 and encodes 866 amino acids. The record is from RefSeq and is a predicted model, not a curated record. Gene Ontology annotation, molecular function: cysteine-type deubiquitinase activity; cysteine-type endopeptidase activity.